Molecule: messenger RNA, 894 nt
Organism: Echinostoma caproni
Lineage: Eukaryota; Metazoa; Platyhelminthes; Trematoda; Plagiorchiida; Echinostomatidae
Source: the annotation of a GenBank genome assembly
AUGUUGGCUGCUGCUUGUGAACAAUUUUUGGGCAAAACCGUUGCAGAGAUCCGAGAAGUGGCCCAAGAAACGCUCGAAGGACAUCAGCGUGCGAUUAUGGGAAACAUGACUGUGGAGGAGAUUUACAAAGAUCGUAAGAAAUUCUCCAAGGCAGUGUUCGAGGUGGCUAGUUCCGAUUUGGUCAAUAUGGGAAUCAGCGUGGCAGAAGAACAACGUGUGGCCGGACGGUUGUUGAACGACAUUAAAAUUGCCAAAGCGAAGCGUGAUUUCGAAUUGCAAAACGCGAGCUAUCAGAAAGAGGUACAGGCGAGGAAAGCCGAGUCCGAGAUGGCUUAUGAACUGCAAGCGGCAAAAACGCGCCAGCGAAUCAAGGAAGAAGAAAUGCAGAUUCUUGUCGUCGAACGUACGCAACAAAUCCAAGUGGAGGAGUUGGAAAAUGAGCGUCAACAGCGUCAUUUGGAUGCCACUGUCCGGAAACCAGCCGAGGCCGAACGGUUCCGUUUGGAACGUCUCGCAGAAGCCGACCGUCUUCGACUGAUCGCCGAAUCAGAGGCUGAGGCAGAACGCAUCCGGCUUCGUGGUCUGGCCGAGGCGGAAGCCCUGAACGCGGUAGCCAAAGCAGAGGCAGAACAGAUGAUGAAAAAGGCCGAAGCCUGGCAGGCGUACAAAGGAGCCGCUCGACUAGAAAUGGUGUUACAAGCUUUGCCCAAAUUGGCCGCUGAGAUCAGUGCACCGUUGGCCCAAUGCGAAAAAGUGACCAUGGUUUCCACCGGGGAUGGGGAUAUCGGGGUCUCCCGCCUGACCGGGGAAGUGCUUCAACUGAUGACGCAAUUACCAAAAGUGGUUCAGUCCAUGACUGGCGUGGAUCUGUUCAAAACAGCGCAAUCAGUCUGA